AGGGGCAAAAAAAAAAGGUAAAAAGAAAAGGAAAAAGAAAAAUCUACGGAUGGGUGACUGAGAAGAUGCGAGAGGGGAGACGAGGGAACGGCCGAUUGGGAGAAAGAAAGAGUGCAGUCUAACGGUUUUGCAUUUCCAGGAAUUCGGUGGAAAAAUGGGGAUUGUAUCGGAGAGCUCGAUCUCAUCGCAGUCACUCCUCUCUCUACCCUUCUUCUCUUCCGGGUCCUCCCCUUCUCUCUUGCCGUGUUCUCAUCGAAAGGUUGCGAAGAAGAAAGUAGUGGUGGCCAUGGCCUCGUCUCAGGGCGAUAACGGCGGUUCCUCUAAUAGGAGAACUUUUCUUUUGGUGGGUCUAUCGGUUCUUCCCCUCCUGCCGCUUAGAGCGAUAGCCGUGGAAGAUCUGGCAAUAGGAAAUCAAGACAUGCAGCAUCAGGCACUAGCAAAUUUCCAUAAACAUGGACGUGGGAGUCAGAUUUGGCCGCGUAUCCAAGCAUUUGAUUUGGCGAGAGUAAAAAGACAAGAUAAGGGGAUAUAUAAAAAAGAUAUAGUAAACCCAGAAGUACAAGCUCUUAAAGAAGCAGAGAAGGAAAUUUCAUCCAAGGAGCCUAACAAGCCAGAGGUGCAAAAGCUUACAGGACCAGAGCAGGAAGUUUCAUCCCAAGAGCCUAACACCCUAAUGUUGCAAUCUCUUAAAACACCAGAGCAGGAAGUUUCAUCCCAAGAGCCUAACACCCUAAUGUUGCAAUCUCUUACAACACCAGAGCAGGAAAUCUCAUCCCAAGAGCCUAACCCAACAGAGCAGCAAGUACAUCUCCAGAAUGCACCUGGUAGUUCAUUUGUAUCUCUCCUGAAUGGUCUUGGAAUAGUUGGGUCUGGGGUUCUCGGUGCAUUAUAUGCAACAUCUCAGAAGGAAAAGACAGCCAUGGAUUCGACCUUCGAAUCUAUGAAGACAAAGCUGAGUGAAAAUGAAGCAAUGAUAUCUUCACUGAAGGAAAACUUUGGGAAAAGGCUACUGAAGGAACAAGAAGAACGAAAGAAACAAGUCACAAGGUUUAAGGAGGAGGAAGCCUCUCUUGUAAAUCAACUAGCUUCUGCAAAUGGAACCAUAGCAGGUUUGCGUCAAGAAGUACAAAGUGAAAAACAACUAGCUGAGGAUCUUAAAGCACAAAUAGGUCAACUUGAGAGUAGUAUCACGCAAACUGGGGCAGAUAAGAAGAUACUUGAAGCCAAAUUUAAAGAAAAGAUGGAUAUAAUUGAUGUUUUGCAGGAUAAAAUAAGCCUGAUUAGCUUGGAGAUAAAUGAUAAGGAAAAGAGCAUAGAAGAUCUCAAAUUAUCACUCGCUGAAAAGGAAUCAGAAUAUAAGAAUGUGGGCUCUAUGAUCAAUCAGACCAAAGAGGAUCUUGCACAUGCAAAUUCCACCAUUGAACAGUUGAAAGAGGAGAUCUUCAAAACUGGAGAAGAAUUAACGUCAAAGAUAUCUUUAAUUGAUUCAUUGAAUGGAAAAAAUCAGUCAUUACAGGCAGAAAAAAAUAACUAUCAAAGAAAAUUUGAUGAUCUUAUCAAAGAGUAUAAUGAUUUCAAGUCCACUUGUGAGAAAAAAGCAGCCCUUGAUUCCAAACUCUUAUCUAAGAAAGAUGAACAGCUUCAUCAGCUUGAAGAAAAGCUUAAUCUUGUAUUGGAGGAAGCUAGCAACAACCAAUCGAUGAUCACUGAGUUGUCAAAAGAACGUGAUGAUGUAAAAGCAUCUCUAGAAAGAGAAGUAAACAGUAUGAAAAAAUUGAAGGACGAGUUUCGAAUAACCCAAGACACAUUGGAAGCAUCAAGACUUGAGGCUUCUAAUCUGACCAAGGAACUAGAAGUGGCCAAAAAAUCGUAUGAGGAACUUGUAUCUAAGGUUUCAAAUAUUCAGGAUGAAUUUCAUGAAUCAAGGAAACUAUUAGUCAAUGACCUGGAUGAGGCAAAGUCUACAUCAAAAUUACUUUCUGAUGAACUAGUCUCGAUCAAAGAGGUCCUUAAGAGAUCAGAAGAAGAGUGCAAUGCCAAAUCUGGUGAAUUGAAUGCUGUGAUGGAAGAUCGUGAGGGGUUAAAGAAAGAAUUGUUAGAGAUAUAUAAGAAACUAGAAACCACAGUGAAUGACUUGAAAGAGGAAAGGAAGGUAGUUGCUACUUUGAACAGGGAGCUUGAAGUUUUGGGGAGACAAAUACAAAGAGAUUCAGAAGCACGAAGAGCUCUUGAGACAGAUUUAGACGAGGCUACCAGAUCACUUGAUGAGAUGAAUAAGAGUGCAUUGUUGCUCUCGAGGGAACUAGAGAACACUAAUUCAAGAAAUGCGAGCCUUGAAGCAGAGAAAGAGAUGCUGGUCAAAUCACUUACUGAGCAAAAGAAUUUGACAAGAGAAGCCCAGGAAAAUAUUGAGGAUGCCCAAAGCCUCAUCACAAGGCUUGGGAGUGAGAGACAGAUCUUGGAAAAGAGGUCUAAAAAGCUUGAGGAGGAAUUAGGAUCUGCGAAGGGUGAAAUAUUACGAUUGCGGAGGCAGAUCAGUAUGAGCAAGGAAGCUGUUAACGAGCACCACCCAAAAACCAAUGAAGUUGCAUCUGGCACUCCUUUUACUGUGAAAAAGGCGACAAGUCGGAGGAAAAAGGGCGGGUCAACAUGAGAAGUUUCUUAAUGAAAACACAGAUCAGGGAAGGCAACCCCUUGUUUUUUGCUGUUUCAGUUCAAUGAUUUGAAAUUUUACAUUCCAAACCAUGCAUCAUGUUGUGUCAUCCUUUAAUUGAGUAAUUGUAAGAGAACUUCACUCAAUGAACUCUGGUCUUCUUUUUCUGCCAGUUCUGAUUUUUUUAAAAUGGCAUUCUAUUGUGUAAAAGUCACUGAACUGCGGCAGGAGUCGAAGGCAUAUUUCUGUUGUACAAAACUGCAUAUCAGGAUUUGAGCUGUCAAAAUGUUGGAAGAUUGUCUUUCUUACAGUGAUCUAAAGAAGACUGAACUGCAAAUUUGAAGUAGAAGAAAUUCGUAACCUCAAAAGGCUGAUGGAGCAUUCUGGUAGAGUUGAGAAAGGGAGAGACAGACCAGAUAUAAAAUCGAGCAUGGAUGGAGUGCUUUAAUAUGGGGAUAGAUGCGGGGGACAACUGACAUGUCCUAUUUUUCAUCAGAAGAAACACAAAGGUACAUGCAAUUGGCGAAGUAGAUGGGGGACUCGAUGCCAAGAAUGAGAAAAGCAGGAACCCUUGUGGCCUCCUUGUAGUGUGCUAGAUUUCUAUAGCUUUGAGUCCCUGGAACAUUCCCCAUGAUUGCAGUGUUUGGCCGGGUUACAUGUACCAAAAUUUUAAAUAUGGAGAUCACCACCUGCAGAUCAAAUAGGAAAAGUCUCUCACUCACUCACAGUUUCACACCCAAACUUGGUUCUCUUAGUGCACAUUUCUUUUAUAUAUUCUCCCACUAAGCAAAUUGGAAGACCUAUUUUAGUUUAUUUGAUAAACACAUUUAAGUGAA
Molecule: messenger RNA, 3489 nt
Organism: Elaeis guineensis (African oil palm)
Lineage: Eukaryota; Viridiplantae; Streptophyta; Magnoliopsida; Arecales; Arecaceae
Source: RefSeq, a predicted model, not a curated record